UCAGUGAUUUUCCUCACGUUCUUCCUCCUCACAGCGGAGGCAGUGUCUGACCACUCUUUCUUUCUUCUUCUUUAAAUAUAAAACAUAUUAAAUGAUGACUUUAUCUCAAUCUUUCCUUUAUUUUCUAAAUGUUAUGACUUAAUUGUCACAUUUUCUCUCUCUCUCUCUCUCUCUCUCUCUCUCUCUGUGUGUGUGUGGUUGUCAUGAGGACGUGUCAUGUGAUCAGCUGAUUCUCUCAGUUUAAACUCAGAUGUUUCAUCAUUCAGCAGCUGGAACACACAGAAACACGCAUCAUGGAGAGAAAACUGGAUUUAUCCCGUCUGACGGACGAAGAGGCCAAACACGUCUGGGAGGUGAUUCAACGAGACUUUAACCUCCGAAAGAAAGAAGAGGAGAGAAUCGGCGACCUGAAGACUAAAAUCGAGAAGGAGGAUACGAAGCGAGAGCUGCUGGGCUCUCAGAGUCAGCUGUCUGACUCGCUCUGCAUCCGCUGCCUGCAGCCCUUCAAGUUCCUGGUCAACAGUAAGCGUCAGUGUCUGGACUGCCGCAUGUACACCUGCAAGUCCUGCAGCCGCUACAACAAGAAGGAGCACGGCUGGGUGUGUGACAACUGCCGCAUGACCAGAGUGGUGAAGAUAGGUACUGUCGGUUGGUACCACGACAACGUGAGAAACCGCUUCAAACGCUUCGGCAGCGCCAAGGUGAUGAGGUCACUGUACAAGAGGCUGAACGGAGACGGUGAGUAUGCCAUCACCUGUGCUAAGAUAAAAAUUCCUUUUUAUUAUUUAUCUACGUUACUUCCUGUUUCUUCUUCAGGUGGCCGCGAUGACGACACUCAGAGUAUGCCGGACGUCCGCAGCCAUGUGUACAACGGGGCCGAGGACGACCAUGGAGAGGCCGACGCUCAGCGCUACAAAGUGAUGAGGAAGAGUAAACGUCUGCUGUCGGUUCAUCCUCUGGACUUCGACCCUGAGGAAUAUUUCCCUCAUUCACGUCGACCGUCUGUACAGCAGAUGCAGGAGGAUCGAGCUCACAGGAACGAUGUGGACUACGAUAUGUACAACCACCGAGUGAACCGCAGGAAGAGUCUGGACCGAUACGCCAUGAGACCUGAUGACUACGGAGAGAGCAGGAUGGUCCGGACUCGCUCUCUAUCUAAGAUCAGCUCCUCGGUGGCUCGGCAGCAGUACGUCGACACCUCUGAUGAGGAAGAUUACCCGAGAUACCCCCCCAUGUACCAACAGCCCCCCCACCGCCGCCGCAACAGCAGAGCGUCCUCGCAGGAGAACCUUGGACAAGCCCCGCCCAUGAACGAGCUGAACAAACGCAUGUUUGCCAUCGAGAGUCUGCUGAGCCGCCUGGAGGAGAAGAUGACACCAGCUGACGAGACAUCGGCUCCAUCGGGUCAGAAUGAGGAGGAGAAGCUGAGGAGGAAGCUGAGUGAGCUGGCGGGGAACCUGAGUGAUAAGGGCCUGUCGUCAGACGACGAGGCCGGGAAGAAGCCCUUCUCUGUGGGUAAAGGUCCGGCUGGCGUCAGGGGUGGCCCCUCGGCCACUCUGGACUCUCUGAAGGACAAAGAACUGAGCUCAUCCAGCGACGAGAUGCCUACAGAGGCCCAGAAGAGAUCAACUGCUGCUGCCCUCUGUGACCUCACCACUGAGGUCCUGAGAACCAUUAAUGCCACAGAAAACGCAAUGGUCGAGUACGGCCUCUCAGAGCCGGUCGACAGAUCCCACUUAGUAGGCACUGACGUUAAGCAAGCAGAUGAUGCUUUCAGGGAACUUGAGGAAAAUGUGUACAUUGCAGCCGGUCAGUCGUACGAACUGGAGACGAAGCUGCGGCGACUCGAGCAGAGCGCCAAGAACCGUUUCGGAGGGACGACGGACUCGGAGCUGUCGGAGCUGGAGGACGUGGUGGCGCUGACCGCCGCCAGAGUCCAGAGCGCCGAGAGCGAGGUGUCGGAUAUUGAGAGUAAGAUUGCUGCUCUGAACGCUGUAGGAUCGAAGAAGAAGGUUUCUGGAGCUCAUCAGAGGAAAAAAUCAACACAAGAGUUCUGCAAAAACACAAACGGAGCUCAGUGGAAAUCAAACAACAUGUACUAAACCUGCUGGAACCAGCUGAGAGCAACACAAAGCUUGUUGUUGUUGUUGUUGUUGUCAUUCACACUUUAAGAUUAAAGUUAAUAAAACUACAAAAAUACUAAUUCAGAUUAAAGAGUGAAAAAUGUGUGAAUUCAACAUUAAUCUUCUUUUUCCUUUUUGGCUCUAAAAUGAAUUCCUUUAUUAUUAUUAUUAUUAUUAUUAUUAUUUAAUAUAAAUAUUCUCUCGUCCUUCAAAAGACACAAAAAAUAAAAAUGUUUACAAAUAGAAAACUGAAAAACGUCCAUAAAAAAUUAAAAGAUAAAAUAAAAGAUAAAAAUCCAAAAAUAAAAUAGAAUAUAAAUAAAAUAAAACAAUUUAGAAUUCAAAGUAAAGAUUUUCAAGAAAUAAUUAAAAUCUACAACCUUUUUUUUUUAGAUAAAACAAAUAAAGAACAUUAAUUUAGUUUAAUUACAGUUAAAAAAGGUUUCUGGUUUCUGUAAAAAAGUUCAUUAAUUAAUAAACUGAAUAAUCAGAAUUAUAAAUGUGAAAAAUCUGAGUCUUCAAAUAUUUUACAAACUUUUAAAUCGAUGUAAUCUUGGCAGCUUUGAGCUUCCGUAGAAUUUAAAUGAUCAGCUUUUUAACAGAAAUAAUUGAUUUGUUUCAUGUUUUCAGCAUUUCUGAUCAGGUCUGAUAGGAUCAAUAUAUUUACACAAUGAUAUCAAUGAAUUCCAGGAUAACAAGAGAAAAAUCUAUUGAUCGACUGCUGAUCGUAAAGAGGAUGUUAUUGAUCAGUAUUGGUAAUAUUGACGUUUAGAAGAAUAAAAACGUUUAGUUUGAUGGAUGUAUUGAUUAUUGAUGAAAGGGAAUACUGUUUUGAUGAUGAUAAGUGAUGGAUGUAUUGAUUAUAGAUGAAAGGAAAUACUGUAUUGAUGAUGUUGAUAUUUGUGUCGGUGUUCGGCUUUCUGAUCAAUAAACAAUCAAUAAAAGAC
Messenger RNA from Dicentrarchus labrax (European seabass), 3070 nucleotides. It is a transcript of the gene mlpha, whose product is annotated as melanophilin a. Lineage: Eukaryota; Metazoa; Chordata; Actinopteri; Moronidae. Gene Ontology annotation, biological process: intracellular protein transport. Gene Ontology annotation, cellular component: cortical actin cytoskeleton. The transcript is spliced from 15 exons. Gene Ontology annotation, molecular function: myosin binding; actin binding; small GTPase binding. The coding region runs from base 294 to 2102 and encodes 602 amino acids. The record is from RefSeq and is a predicted model, not a curated record.